UUGACAGAUAAUCCAAAAGAAACAAUUGCGAGCUAAUAAAAUGUAGUUUUUUCUACUUUCUCGCCCUUAUUUUAACUCUAAAACGUGCAAUGCAGUAACUUUACGCCGCAUUUUCAUCGGAAAUGAUUUGUGAUAAUCGUCUCGACAUCGAAAACUAACAAAAAAUUAACUUUGUAACGAGUGAAAAUAACAUACGUCGUACUUCGUACACACGUAAAUCGAGUGAUUGGAGCACUUUUAUCUUGUUUUAUUUAUUAUUCAUCGCUCUCGUCGACUUGGAAGAGACUUUCGCAGCAGAAAAACGUAGAAAGACACGAGCUGUGGUGCCAAAAAGAAAUAUUUUACACUCUCUCGCGGGAAAAUCGGACUAAUUACGCUCCAUUCUAUGCUAAUUACUUCGUUCAAACGCUGCGCUGUGAGAAUUGAAUGAAUUGAAUUGCAGAAAAGUAGAAAAAGAAAUUAAUUUACCGUGAAAUCUGUGUCUGUCUAUUUAGUAGCGUCAUCGUCAGUCAGCGACAAGCAACGACACAUGCUCUGAAAUUGCUCAAAUUCGUUUUCUAAACUCACAAAAAUAGAAGGGAAAGUAUGAGUUGGCUUCGUGGCUCGCCGUUGCGACAAAGUUUCAAGCGUGGGCGUGCGACACUUGACUCAUCGACCAUCGAAUGCGAUCCAAAGGCGUGUUUCGACAGUUUUCGCAAACAUUGGCAACAGGCGUACGAUGUCAUGCAAAAAUCGAACAAACGCCCGAGUCAUGAAGAUGUUUGCGGUGUCGUCCUUCAACUCGAUCACAUGGUCACACUUUUGCUCGUCGAACUUCACAACAGCAACAAACUAAAAUUACAGAAUCAAAAUGUCAAUGCGCCGUGCUUGGAAUACGCGUUGAGCGAAAAUUUGCUUGAUAAAUUGUACGAAUGGGGAACGACAACGGGACGAUAUUCGGAUGCUGUGAGAUUAGAACUUUUAAAAUUGUUUGAAUUGCUUGUUAGUCAUUCGAGGCAUCAACUUCUCGUGCAUGAACCGUUUCUUCGACCUUUAUUGAAGUUGUUGGGAUCGAGUCAAGAUGAAAUUUAUCCGCCGGAUGUUGAGAAACGACUUGUUAUCUUGUUGAAUCAACUUUGUGUACUUCUCAUGCAAAAUGUCGAUUUGCUGGAUUUGUUCUUUUUUUCGACGUCACAGCAUCAGCAGCAUGGAAAAGCAAAUUUCAUCAUCUUCUCCCUUCUCGUGCCCUUUGUUCAUCGCGAAGGCUCCAUCGGGCAUCAAGCACGUGACGCUCUCUUACUUUGCAUGUCAUUAUCGCAGAAAAACAGCAACGUUGGCGAAUACAUUGCCAAACAAUCCUCCAUUUGUCCCGUUUUAGUUACCGGCUUGGGAGGUCUGUACUCUCGUUUGCCAAAUGUUCUUGAGAUUUCGACGCCCGAUUGGCAUCGCAUCACGCCCGAUGAUGUCACGGAGAUCAAAGAGCUAACUCCCUUCAUGAACUCGUUGGAAUUUAUCAAUGCUGUUGCGCAAGUCGCUCAUCCGCUGAUACGAGAACAACUUUUGGAGUACAUGUAUCGCGGAUUUCUGAUUCCCGUGCUCGGAUCAACGCUCUUACAGAUAUUUAACGGCAACCAUUUCCAGACAAAUGUUGAUUCGCAAAUUUCGGCGAUGGCUUAUCUAGAUUUGAUUGUGCGCGCUGUGACGGAACCAGGAUUACUCGAGGUUUUUAUCAAAUUUCUCUUGGAUGACGGAGUUUUUGAUAAUCAGCGGAUGUUGGAUAUUCUCGUUGAACGAUUGAAUACGUCAGAUAGUCGACUUUGUGUCGUAACAUUAGCUCUCUUCGAUACCUUAUUGUCCUUGAACAACGAAAAUCUCGUUGUUGCUUUAGUUCUAAAGUAUCUUCUGCCAUGCCAUCAUGUCCCGCUCGCUCACAAACGCAAAAUCAACGAAGUCGAGCCGUAUUUGCAAGCAAGCGAAUACUUUUUUACCCUCUCUCCGGAAAUCAUGAAGACAUCACACGCACUUGCCUCUGCGCAAAAUGACGAAAACUCUUCGUCGCUCGUUCCUAAUGCUGCCAAUUCGUGGAAUAAUUACGGACUGAACAUCACAGAUUCGCUGUAUGCCGACUAUUAUGCGUACACGUUCGAAGCACAUCACAAGAUCGCACAAUGCAAGAAAAUCGUCGAUCGCUGGCACAACAAAUACCAAAAAUAUCAAAGACGUCGCGAGAGCAACAGCAACCCCGAUCAAACUCUAAAUAAUGAGACCAAAAAAACAAUUUCAAGUCAAAAAGUACAAAUGAUCAAGCAGAUUUUAGAAGAAAUAGACAACGUUGGAUUAUCGACGCCGUCGCCCUUAAGUGCCUCAUCGGAUCCGGAAGCGCGCAAUAAGUUGCAUGACAGUUUGCAAUCCAUCGGCGAAAGUAGCGGAUACGAGAGUUUUCGCUAUAGACCCGAUGACGAUGAGCAAUCGGAGGAAAGUGAAACACUUGCCACGAGCAAAAUUGAAGAUUUGAGUUGUAGUAGCAGUAGCAAAUGUCCCGUUGGCGAACCAUGGAAGAUUUCUAGUCAGAAAAUUGAAGAUACUUUGAUCCUUGAGGCUGCCGAAGAUUUAUUUACUGCAGGAACAGUCAAUUUAGGUUCCUUCAUUGCGGCGAUUUGGGGAAAAUUACAAACUUUUACAAGUAAUUCAGUGUACAUCAAUAUCCAUCUUACGGGAUUAAUAUCACGUUUGGCGCGUUUUCCCAUCAGUGUACUUCAUACAAUACUCAUUCGUCCUGAUAUUCCGACCACGUCAGAUGUUCCGUCGUUUCAUCAAGUACUCAAAAUCCUCAAACAACAAAUCGAUGCAGAGCUGGGCAACACAGAACCAUCCUUGGAAUACGUUGAUAUCGCACGAACGUAUUUAGUUGAACGAGAACAUCGUCUAAUAAAUGCACGAAAAAAUGCAAUUGAUGCCAAUAAAAAUGGAACACGUAACAUGAACGCGAAUUCUCAACAACUACAACUUACGCCGACAUCGUCUUAUGAUCCCUUUAAUCGCGGCGAACGAAGUAAAAAGAGUAUUUCGAGUACUCUGACGACACUUUUUAGAAGACCUGGAUCAGCAGUGCAAACAGCUACUUCUGGGUUAACACAAAUAUUUGAGUUUUUCACUGGAAGCCCAUCAAUCACAAAUGGUCGCCCAAUUGCUGAACGUCGUGACUCGAAUCAAGAACCAACCUCCAUUGAAUCGACAAAUUCCCCAUUUUCUUCCCUCACAUCGACGUUGGGCACGAUGGCUCAGACCCCAAACACGAGUGUUACCGAUCGCGAACAAAAUUUGGCAAUUUGCGCCGUGCUACUUGACGAAUGGCUCAAAGAACUGAGUGCAAUAUCGCAGGAACAGUAUGUCGUAAUGUUAUCGGCGAACGAUUUGCCGCUCAGAAGGAAGCAAGUUGCGUUGUGAAAAUGCUUGAACGAUUUUUUGAUAUAAUUUUACACGACAUUUGGACAAACAUUUUGUUAUUUUGUUAUAAUUCCCCCGAUUUAUUUUUGAUCAAUUUAUAUUUUUUAGUGAGAUAAGACGUAACACAAGUAGAAACGUAAGAAAAUAGAUGUAAGGCAUGGGCAUGUGAAACCAAUUUUUACCAUUUUUAGGAUGGUUGAUCGAAUACCUUGUGAUUUUUCUAACAACUUUCCUCUACUAACCAACCCAAAAAUAAAUUUUAAAAAUAUUUACAAACAAAGAAAAAAACGAAAAUUCGAUAUUUUAUGAAAAAUG
Culicoides brevitarsis is the source of this 3741-nucleotide messenger RNA. Its product is annotated as FHIP family protein AAEL005291. The record is from RefSeq and is a predicted model, not a curated record. The transcript has 9 exons. NCBI's taxonomy places the organism in Eukaryota, Metazoa, Arthropoda, Insecta, Diptera, Ceratopogonidae. The coding region runs from base 586 to 3426 and encodes 946 amino acids.